Wallemia ichthyophaga EXF-994 is the source of this 3174-nucleotide messenger RNA. RefSeq names its product ATP-dependent DNA helicase MER3. The record is from RefSeq and is a predicted model, not a curated record. The transcript has 10 exons. Bases 1 to 3174 code for a protein of 1057 amino acids. Gene Ontology annotation, molecular function: nucleic acid binding; ATP binding. NCBI's taxonomy places the organism in Eukaryota, Fungi, Basidiomycota, Wallemiomycetes, Wallemiales, Wallemiaceae.
AUGAGCUACUACGCCCACACCACAGGCGAGGAGCUCGAAGACGAGCUAGCGCGCUAUCUCGACACGAGCCAAGACGCCUAUCUCGAUAGCAUACAUGACGCCAUGGCGCAGCCCCGCCAGAGAAGCCACCAGUCGCUCGACAGCGCCAGCGUGGAGUCGUCUGCCGGAGCUGCCGCGCGCAAUCUCUCCUCAUCUUCUUCAUCUCCCGUCAACCAAUCUCAGCCAACUGGGCUAGCUCCCGAUAACGCUCGCAGCUACUACGCCACGCAGCACCCAGCCGCAUCCACCCCACUCACCCCCGUCACAGCCUUGCAUCCCGUCUACGCUUCCGUUUUCCCCUUUACCCACUUCAACAGAGUCCAGUCGCAGUGUUUCGACGUAGCAGCACACUCACUCUCUAAUCUCGUCGUCGCUGCUCCGACCGGCUGCGGGAAGACGGGCGUGCUUGAGCUGGCUAUCGUGCAGAUGCUCGAGCAGAAGCGGUGCGAGGAGCCCGAGUCUGCCGCGCGCAACAGAAAGGCUAUCUACCUCGCUCCUACGCGUGCGUUGUGCUCCGAGAAGGCUCGCGAUUGGCAAGCUAAAUUCUCCACAUUGAAGGUGUCUGUGAAGGAAAUCACGGGCGAUAUGCCCUUCGAUGGUCAUGGAAAUAUCCUCGACUUGAUUCAUGCCGAUGUAGUCGUUACUACGCCGGAGAAGUGGGAUUCGCUCACGCGACGCUGGAACGAGAACCCAAAGCUGUUUGGCCAGAUCAGAUUGGUGCUGAUCGAUGAGGUUCAUCUGUUGCAUGUUUCGCGUGGUAGCACACUCGAGGUGCUUGUGUCGCGUAUGCGCAUGCUCGGUGACAAUCAUAACAUCAGAUACAUCGCAAUCAGCGCUACGGCGCCCAACGCAAUCGACAUAGCUGCAUGGCUCGCCAAUAGCAACACCUCCAUCGCUACUUUGAAGGAAUUUGACGAAUCAUUCCGCCCUGUUCAGAUCGCUCGCCAUAUAUACCCCUUCAAGCGCACCAAUAACAAUGACUUUGCAUUCGACUCACUGCUAAAUUACAAACUUUUCGACAAGCUCGCUGUACACAUGGAGGGUAAACCCGCGCUUAUCUUCUGUCCGACGCGCAAAUCUGUUGCGAAAGCCGCAGAGACACUCGUCGACCAUUUCACCACUGUGCAGAGCAGAGGUGGUGCGACGCCGUGGGAGGUACCCGCGCUUAAACCCAACUUCAAGAACAGCAUUUUGCAGAGACUAGCCAGGUACGGGGUGGCUUUACACCACGCAGGAAUAGAUGCAGAUGAUCGUCGCCUCGUUGAGCAACUUUUCCUAAAGGGCGUGAUCAGAGUAGUGGUAUCCACCACUACUCUCGCCCAAGGCGUUAAUUUACCCUGUAGGACUAUCGUUAUUAAGGGCACGCGCUUUUUUAGUAAUGGCGACUGGACCGAGCUGUCUGAAAUGGACGUGUUGCAGAUGAUCGGUCGCGCUGGUAGACCACAGCACGAUACCAGUGGCACGGCUAUAAUUAUGACAGAUCACGCUCAUUACGCUCAUUAUAGGAGCCUCGUUAAUGGCGACUCCCCUCUCGAAUCUUCUCUUCAUCGAAAUCUCUGCGAACAUCUCAACGCCGAGAUAAAUCUAAGCACUAUUUCAACCAAGCUCGGCGCCUUGGAGUGGUUGAGGAAGAGUUUCCUCUAUGUGCGCAUCCAGAAGAACCCAGUGCAUUAUCGUGAUAUUCUCGACCAGGCGAGUGAUCGACUCGGGGGGUGGGAGAAGCGACUUGAAGAGAUAGUGGAGAACGCUGUGAGUGAGCUGUGUCAGUAUAGGCUGGUGGAGAGUGACAGUAGCGGUGAAUUGAGGAGCACUGGUCUCGGCAAUAUCAUGUCCAAGGAAAUCAUACGCUUUGCUACAUUCAAACAAAUCUUGGAAAUUCUCCCUCAUGCCUCGGUGCACAGUUUGCUGCAGACACUGUGCGCAGCGGAUGAACUGAAGGACAUCACUAUGCGCGCUGGCGAAAAAAAACCACUCGGUGAUAUCAGAGCACUGCAGGACAUAAGGUUCCCUCCUGCUAAAAUGACUCUGGCUGUAGAUAAGAUAUCUGUGCUGCUUCAGGCCUCGCUCGCUGGUGUUAAUCUGCACGAAUUCCGCAGUGACGACUUUCAGCCUUUCCACGACAGUAUCACCAUUUUCAAGCAGGCGUUCAGAGUAGCUAGAGCAAUAAUCGGUGUCGGCAUCGAAAAGAAAGACAGCGGCAUCAUCCGCAAUGCUGGUUUCUUGUUCAGAUCGAUAGCAUCCAAGGCGUGGGAGGAUCGGUCUUUAACUCUGCGCCAGAUUGACCAAGUUGGAAUGAAGUCGAUCAAGAUAUUCACGUGCAAGGGUAUAAAUUCGAUAGAAAAGCUUAGCAAGCAGGACCCAGGAUACGUGGAACUGUUGCUCAAUCGUCACCCGCCAUUCGGGAACAACAUCGUAGCUGCCGCUAAAUCAUUCCCAAAGUUCACCAUAGGCGUCGACGAGCAAUAUCUGCUUCUCCACCAAGGCGCAAAGCCUGUGCAGGCGGUGCUCAAGCUGUCGAUUGGCGUGGCCAACGCUGGAAAGAACAUGAGAGUUAAAACUCGAUCAAAUAGCUCUCUGCAUGCAUCGAUCGUUGUGUGGAAUUCGAAUGACGAUUUGGUCGAAUUCAAGCGUAUAGAGGUGAAGGCAUUGAUGGAGGGGCCUCGUACUAUCGAUAUUAAACCGCUGUUCGCUAGUGUCGACACCAAGAUGUCUAUCCAGGUUUCUUGUGAUGAGUGCGCAGGUCUGCAGGAAGUAUUCGAAUAUAGACCUCAGGCUGAACCAGAGGAGUUUCCGCAGACGGCUGUGGAUGACACCUUGCGUUGUGUUGAUCUAGGUGCAGGUCUUGAAAUAGAUUCGAGCGACGAUGAUCUGAUCGAUCUGACUGACGCUGCAGCUAUGGAGCGUAUGAUGGAUACGCAUGUGGGUGGUGGUAAAGAGAAGAGCUUUGCAGCUAAAGACGCGCCUGCUCCUCGCAAGUAUGGCAGCAAACGGUCGUAUGAGCACAGCGAGCAUAACAAUAUUGCAGAAAUACAGGAGAAUCAUAUAAAGAAAAGCAGAAAUAACGCAUCCCGCAACAACCACAUAAAUAACCAUCUUAUAAUGUCAUUCAGCGACGAAGAAGACCAGCUGGCAUAG